Molecule: messenger RNA, 471 nt
Organism: Penicillium concentricum
Lineage: Eukaryota; Fungi; Ascomycota; Eurotiomycetes; Eurotiales; Aspergillaceae
Product: putative C6 finger domain protein
Exons: 3
Coding region: 1-471 (156 amino acids)
Biological process (GO): regulation of DNA-templated transcription
Molecular function (GO): zinc ion binding; DNA-binding transcription factor activity, RNA polymerase II-specific
Source: RefSeq, a predicted model, not a curated record
AUGGAUACUCCAGACUUUACAAUACCCGACGACGAGCGCGUCAACGACGCUCCUAGCGAGAAUGUCCCGAAGCCCAAGAAGACUCGCCGCAGCCGCUACGACCCUGAGCCUGACUGGUCGGCCAUGGUGCGUGCCAAAGUCACGAAGUCUCAGCAUCGUGUCGGCCAAGCCUGUGAUCGUUGCAAGCUCAAGAAGAUGAAGUGUACGCCCGAUCAUAGAGGCUGCGCUUGUUGCAUUGUCCUCAACAUCCCAUGCAAAGUCACCGACCGUGUCACCGGAGAGACCUGGGUGCGUGGUGAGGCUGGGCAAAUGCGGGAUCUUAUCGAGAAGCUCAAAAAGCAGAACGAUAACUUGAAGGAAGAGCUCACACAGCUUCAGCAGAAGAACGCACAGCUACAAGCCUGUCUGAAUGGUUCAUACAGAGCCAAUCUCAUAGAUCACUACGAGCCGGGUCUUGACCUCAUACUGUGA